Messenger RNA from Blastomyces gilchristii SLH14081, 2584 nucleotides. Its product is annotated as AGC/PKA protein kinase. Lineage: Eukaryota; Fungi; Ascomycota; Eurotiomycetes; Onygenales; Ajellomycetaceae. Gene Ontology annotation, cellular component: nucleus; cAMP-dependent protein kinase complex. The coding region runs from base 537 to 2261 and encodes 574 amino acids. Gene Ontology annotation, molecular function: cAMP-dependent protein kinase activity; ATP binding. The transcript is spliced from 4 exons. Gene Ontology annotation, biological process: peptidyl-serine phosphorylation. The record is from RefSeq and is a predicted model, not a curated record.
CAAACCAAACCAACCAAACCAACCAACCAACCACCUCAAACCUGCUGCUGCUAUGAUCUAUCCCACAACAACCUCUUCUGCCCCCUCUAAUUGCUCCCCGCAGCUGCCAUGCAGUUCUGACCUGUCUAUCCUCCCCUCAGUCAGAGCCAUUGCUGCAUCCCGUUACGCCUGUUGACCUCUCCCCCUCACCCUAGGUUCGUCUCGCCCUCGGAUCCGUCUUAUUCCGGUCACUCACGGCCAAGUCAACCUCCCCCUCAUCCAUCCAUCCCCUAAUUAUCUGCCAACCCCUGGUUCCUGAAGCUAAGAGAUAGAGAAUUCAUACAUUCGUCUGCACCGGAAAAAAGGCAGAGACACCAGACUCCCCCAGAAUAAGGGCAAAAAGCGCAAUUACACAGGAGCCCAUGUGGAUUAGCACGUCCAAGGAGGGAAAGGAACACCAUCUUUCGACCUCCCCUCACUGACGUCUUAUCCUCGUCAUUGCUACUGUGCACGGAGACCUUGGUGAAUAACCUCACAGGCUCCUAUUUUGGUGGUCCAUGCGGAGUCUAGGAAACUUGCUGAAGAAGAAGCGGACGAAGGACUCGCGCAACUCGAGGGACCUGGAUCUGCCCGCUUCACCAGUAGCGGAAUCGCCGUCUUCCCGCAAGAGUACUAGUAUCAGCACAAACAAUCCUGGCUCUCCAACAGCCAUUACUACUUCACCACAUCCUCCUCCUCUAAACCCCCUGGUCCAGCAUCCUGCGGCUUCCAGUCUUGAUUCCUCUCGGCCAUACCCCGCUUCCUCCACCCGCACCGAUAGUCUCAGUGCGCAGCCUGCCACUACAACCACCGCUCCCACAGCUACUACUACGACUACUGCCCCACGAGACGCAGCAGCAGAGGUAACCGCAGCGGCAGCGGCAGCCUCGUCGCUAGCACCAGCUGUUUCCUCUAGUCCUGUAAACACUUGCGCAACCUCCACCACUAGCAACAGCCAGCCUUCCCUACCCAUGAACCCCAUACCAUCUUCCACGCCCUUUUACUCUAAUAUCGCGAGCGAUCCCUCCCAAUUUAAGCAACAGCAGCAGCAGCAACCUCACCACUAUCAGAAUGUUGCCAGCAUCAAGAAUAUCAUAAACCCGCCCAAUCAAGACGAAGUGGAGUCAUCACAGCAGAGAGUUGGCGAUGGCCAACAUGUACCAUCACAGCAACAACCGCAACAACCGCAACAACCGCAACAGCACGAACAGCAGCAACAGUACGAACAUCAGCAACAACAAAAUGAACAGCAACGAUCUGUCCAGUCUACACGACAAACCAAGGGGAAGUACUCACUAGAUGAUUUUACGCUACAGCGGACGUUGGGCACCGGCAGCUUCGGGCGUGUGCACCUGGUUCAAUCGCGGCAUAACCAACGAUUCUAUGCGAUCAAGGUGCUCAAGAAGGCGCAGGUGGUGAAGAUGAAGCAGGUCGAACACACGAAUGAUGAGCGGAAAAUGUUGCAGCGGGUUAAGCAUCCGUUUCUUAUCACGCUAUGGGGCACGUUUCAGGACGCGAAGAAUCUCUAUAUGGUUAUGGAUUUUGUGGAGGGUGGGGAGUUGUUUAGUUUACUGAGGAAGUCACAGCGCUUCCCAAACCCCGUUGCAAAAUUCUAUGCUGCCGAAGUUACGCUGGCGUUGGAAUAUCUGCACGACCAUCACAUCGUAUACCGAGACUUGAAGCCGGAGAACCUACUUCUCGACAGACACGGCCAUUUGAAAAUAACGGAUUUUGGAUUCGCGAAGGAAGUUAGGGAUAUUACAUGGACAUUGUGUGGCACGCCUGAUUAUCUUGCACCGGAGGUGGUGUCGUCGAAGGGAUACAAUAUGUCUGUCGACUGGUGGUCCCUCGGCAUCCUAAUCUUCGAAAUGCUCUGCGGUUUCACUCCGUUUUGGGAUGGCGGCUCCCCUAUGAGAAUCUACGAAAACAUCCUCAAAUGCCGCGUCAAGUACCCGCCUUAUAUGCAUCCAGACGCCCAGGAUCUCCUCUCCCAGCUGAUUACGCCAGAUCUAACUGUGCGACUUGGAAACUUGCACGGGGGCUCGCAAGACGUGAAGAACCAUCCAUGGUUUGCAGAGGUGACGUGGGAUCGAUUGGCGAGGAAAGAUAUUGAUGCCCCGUACAUACCGCCUGUGAAAGGUGGGCAGGGCGAUGCGAGCCAGUUUGAUAGGUAUCCCGAGGAAACGGAGGCGUAUGGAGGUGGCGGCGAUGAUCCAUAUGGUCAUUAUUUCGUGGACUUUUAAGUUUUGCGGAGGAAUCGACUAACGAAGUAUGGAAACGGAACAGAAACGAAAAAAAAAGAGACGACAGAAAGGAAAGCAAAAAAGGAUAGAUCACCUCUGUUUAAGUGUCAAAAAUUACGCUGCCUAUCUACUCCUCUUAUAUUGGUUUGCUAUCUAUGCAACAGAAAAUAACGGGGAAAAGUGUCUUCUUUCUACAUACUAUCUUCUUCGCCACGUUCGUCCUCCAACUUCUUCUUCUUCUAAUUUAUUUGCAUUCUUAUCUGCAUUUGGAUGGGGUUUCCUCUUCUUAUUCUUCUUCAUCUUCAUCUUCAUCUUCAUCUUCA